Messenger RNA from Prosopis cineraria, 492 nucleotides. RefSeq names its product aspartic proteinase CDR1-like. Gene Ontology annotation, biological process: proteolysis. Gene Ontology annotation, molecular function: aspartic-type endopeptidase activity. Gene Ontology annotation, cellular component: extracellular region. The transcript has 2 exons. The record is from RefSeq and is a predicted model, not a curated record. The coding region runs from base 1 to 492 and encodes 163 amino acids. NCBI's taxonomy places the organism in Eukaryota, Viridiplantae, Streptophyta, Magnoliopsida, Fabales, Fabaceae.
AUGGGUAACGUAGGUCGCAAAUUCUCGUACUGUCUGCCUCCUAAUUUCAGUGGAAAUACCACAAGUAUCACCGUUGGUCAACAAAAAGUGCUGCUGACAGGUCAAAGCGACGGAAACAUAGUCAUUGAUUCUGGGACGACAUUGACAAUGCUUCCAUCAAGCUUUUAUGACCAGGUUGAAGCUUUGGUGAAGCAAGCCAUUGGAUCCGACCAAUUCAUAGAACAAAUCAAUCCGUUCAAAUUGUGUUACACAAAUGCUAACUCCAUCAAGAAUUUCCCAAAUUUUGAGGUUCAUUUUACGGGAUCCAACCUUUCCUUAAAACCUCAGAACUUUUUCCUUUUCGGCGACGAUAUUAUGUGCUUUGCCAUUCUUCCCACUGAUUCAAAUGGAAUGUCCAUUUAUGGAAACGUGGCCCAGGUUGAUUUUGAAGUCGAGUAUGAUCUUGGUAAGAAAAAAGUUUCUUUCGCUCCUGCUGGCUGUGCUAAUAAAUAG